CAUUCGUAUUCCACGUUCACGUUUGAGGUCCUAAUCCGUGUGUGAGAUGCUGUGCAGGUGGUUUGAGUGUGUUGUGUUUUAGUGUAUUAUGGUGUGGUCAACCCCAUCAGGAGAGGUGGUAGUAGACUUCGCCACGAGGCCCGGGCAGUCGGAGCACAGUCACGGCGCGCUGGCGUACGGCGGCAAGCCGGGCGGCGGCGGCGCGGGCGGCGGCGUGGCGUCGCAGCCGCGCGCGCCGCCCGCCGCGCCCUACGCGCCCGCCUACUCGCCCGCCCAGCUGCGCCUGCACCAGCCCGGAUAUGGCUCCGCUGCGCUUAGUUACAGAGACAGCAGCUACGGUCGCGGCGGCGGCGCCGUGGGCGAGUACCGCGGCAACACGGCCCGGGUCUCCCUGCUGGGUUCCCCAUACCUGCCACCCCCCGCGCCCCCGCAGCACCACCCGCCCCCGGCCGACCCGCCGCCCUUCAAGAAGAUACGGCUCAGUGCUGACCGCUCCGCACUUACGAAUGUGCCGCACCAUCAGCCGCUUAGGGUUGAUACUAGGGAGCCGGUGAAUAGUUAUAAUGUGGAGAUGUUAUCUCCGAACCCCCCUUCGGACACGACGGUGGAAGACCAGAACUUUCGGACCACCAAGGAUGAUCUGCUGCAACAGAUAUCUAAGGUGGACCGGGAGAUGUCUCUGUCGGAGACGACGCUGUCCAAGCUGAAGAAGAAGCAGAAGGAGCUAGAGGAGGCGGCUAGCAAGCCGGCCCACGCUGAGGAGCCCGAGGAGCAGGCGCCGCGGCACACCAGCCUCGCGCACUGCAUCUAUGCAGACAAUAGGAAGAAGGCGGCGUCAGCGCACGCGCAGCUCGCGCACCUCGGGCCGACGCUGCUGUACCCGCUGUACAACCAGCCCCAGGACACGGAGGUGUACCACGAGACCGUGCGCCGCAACCGGCUGUUCCGCCGCCGCCUGCUGGAGCACGUGCGGCGCGCGCGCCUCGAGGCCGAGCAGCGGGAGCAGGCCUUGUCGGAAGCGUAUUCAAGAAGAGCAGCGGAAUGGCAGAGAAGAGUAGAGCGGAUAGAACAGGGACAGAAACGGAAAGCGAAAGAAGCGCGGAAUAGAGAAUUCUUUGAAAAGGUAUUCCCCGAGCUGCGGAAACAACGGGAAGAGCGCGAGCGCUUCAACCGACUCGGCGCACGGGUGAAGUCCGAAGCGGAACUCGAGGAGAUCGCGGACGGACUGCACGAGCAAGAGCACGAGGACAAGAAGAUGCGCGCGCUCACCGUCGUGCCGCCGCUGCUGCAGGACAACAGCGCUGUUCCGAAAUAUACGGAUACGAACCGGCAAUGCAUGGACAUGGAGGCGGAGCACAAAGAGCUACAACUCCGCAACGUGUGGUCUCCGGCCGAGCGGGAGCUGUUCAAGGAGAAGUACCUGCAGCACCCCAAGAACUUCGGCCAGAUCGCCAGCUUCCUGCCCAGGAAGAGCGUCCGGGAUUGCGUCAGAUUCUACUACCUCUCGAAGAAGGCGGAGAACUACAAGCAACUCCUGCGCAAGCCCCGGCAGCGGCGCUCGGCGCGCAACCCCCCGCGCCCCGCGCCCGAGCCCGAGCUGCCCGCCGGCGUCACCACGCGCCUGCAGCGCUCGCAGGGUACGACAGCGCGAGGCACCGACAACAAGGACGGUCAGCAGAACAUGGAGGAACAGCCGCCUGCGCCCGCCGGCGACGCCGUUGCUUGCGUCCCCGCGCCUCCCAGGUCCGAGCUCACCCGCACCCCUCCGCCGCUGCCCACCUCGCCACCACCAGCAUCCUCCGCGCCGCCUGCCCCGGCCACCACCACGGCGGUGCCGCUGCCCGGCAGCCCCGCGCCGCCCGCGCUCACCGUCACCACGCCCUCGCCAGGCCCGGAGGGGAAGGAGGAGACUACGACUACGGCUGUGGUUACUCCAAUACCUUCAACAACCUCCUCCACGCCCACACCGCCGGCGGCGACCACCCCCGUCACGUCGACGUGUCCGACCGUGGUCGUGACGUCAUCGCCCGCGUCGGUCGUGACGUCGGUGGCCACGUCCGUGGUGACGUCCACGGGCGUUGUGAGCGCGCCCGCGACGCCGCAGCCCGCGCAGCCGCCCACGCCGACGCAGCCGCCUACUCCGGAAGCUGCGUUGAUCGAGCGGCUCACACCCUCCGCUGCACCCACGGCGCCCAGCCCCGCCGCCACCACCACGCUCGCCGCCGCCGCGCCACCCACCACCUGUGCUGUCUGCGGCGUCAGCGGCGCCACCCGGAGCGUGUCGCGGUCGCGAGCUCAUCAUUAUGGCAUACGGGAGGAGAUGGCGCUAGGCGCGCGAGUAUGCGAAGCCUGCCACGUGCGUUGCGUGGUCUCCCGCUACACGUGGUGUCCCGUGGCGUCGUGCGUCACGCCCAAGGUGCGCGCCAAGCGGCUGAGGCACCUGCCGCCGCGGUGGCACGACCUCCCGCCCGAUGUGAAGAGGCCGCUGUGCGACGAGUUUAACAUACCAGCUGAGCUAAGCAAAUGUUGCCUAGCGUGCUUCAAGCGGAUAACGAGGCGACUGGAGACCAUCGGGGAGCCGACCCUUGAACCUACAGAAGACGAAGCUUCAAGAUUCAGGACAUUACUACGAGAGCAUGGGACAGCGUGGGACCGCAUGGCCGCGUCCUGUGGGAGGCCCCCGGCCAGCCUCAAGGCCUUCUACUUCACGUACCGGAAGCGGUUUCAGUUGGAUGCACUGGUGGCUGAGAGGCAGGUGCCUAAAGGCAGCGACACAGAAGACUCGAUCCUAAGCUCGGGCGACACGGACACGGCGUCGGCGGAGUCCCCGCGGCCGCCGCCGCCGCCCGAGCCCGCGCCGCCGCCGCCGCCGCGCCGCGACGAGUACGACUCCUCCGCCACCGAGACCGCCGAUGAGGAGAAUGAUGCCCCCACGGCCAAGGUGCUCGGGCAGCUAAUCCCCGCCCCGCGGCCCAUAUCCCCGGCGCCGCCGCCCGCGCCCCCCGCGCCGCCCCCGCGCUCCCAGGGCGCCUCCCCCGCGCCCCUCACCGUGAGGGACGUCGUGCUCAACAUGAUCGAGAUCAGCCUCAAGAACGCUAAUAAUGGACCGCCUAAACAUAAUCAUAAUAAGGUGACGUCAUCAACGCCAACGCCGCUACCACCACGGGAGUCGCUCGCGACGCUCAGUGUUGUGAAUAGCGGACACACCCCCGCGCCCCGCUCCCCGCACCGCCCCGCCACCAUCACCCCGCUACGACCUAACAAUAAGCAGGACGGGCUGAUGGUGGUGCACAUCGAGCCCCGCAACGAGCCCCUACUAGACCUGAGUGUGAAGCGGCCACGGAACGACGUGUCUGUGUCUGUGACGCAGGGGAAACCGCAACAGCAAGUAUACAGAAACAUGACGGAAUACAACAACGUGAACCUAACAGCGUACCGGGCGAACCCCAACAUCUCAACCAGUGCACCGUCGAACCAACCCCCCAACACCAACCCUUCACCUUCAGCAUCCCCACGGCAAUAUGGUGUUGGGCCCGUCAGACCACCCAUGCAGGCGAGGGUUAAGCUACCAGCGGCCAAAGGGUCGAUAACACUAGGCACGCCACUGGAACAGGCGACGCGGCCGCCCAAUGACAAUAAGACUGGUGAGUAUCGAUCAAUAACAGCGGGCACCCCCGUGCACCCGCACCUGGCGGACAAGCGGCAGUUCGACUACUACAAGCGAGGCUCCUACUACAACACGAGCCAGCCGCGCCCGCACUCGCCCUCCUUCUCUAAUCAACAGCCGCCCUACACGCGCAGUCCCUACGAGCAACGGCAGAUCAUAAUGGCGGACUUCAUCACGUCGCAGCAGAUGCACGGGUGCGCGCGCCGCUCGCCGCCGCCGCAGCAGUACUCGCCGCAGAGAAGAGAGAACGUCAGCGUCAUACAGAGGCACUCGGCGCAUGCUUAUCCUCCGCCUGGUCACGAAGCCUUCACAUCGCUAGUGGACGUGGCAUCAGCCGCCACCGCCCUGCCGGUCCCGCGCGGGGAGGUGAAGCCCGAGCCCAAGCAGCAGCCCAACCACAUACCGCAGCAUGAUAUCAGAAUACAAGAGCGGCUACAACGAGACAUGAUGGCGCAGGCGCAGGCGCAGCAGAAGUACCACCAGCAGAUCCAGUACCAGGCCAGCGUGCUAGAGCGGGACAGACGCGUGCAACAGGCGCAGUACAUGGACCGAGAGAGGGACAGGCAUAUAGCGUUACAACAGAAUAGGGAUAGAGAACGCGCAAUCCACGUGAUGCAAGAGCGGCAAAUGAUGGACCACCAUCAUCAACAGCAACAACAGGCGCAGGCGCAGCAACAACAACAGCAGCAACAACAGCAACAAGCGCAGCAGCAAGCGCAACAACAACACCAACAGCACCAGCAGCAUCAACAGAAUCAACAGCAUCAGCAGAAUCAACAACAUCAGCAAAAUCAACAGAAUCAGCACCAACAGCAUCAGCAGAGUCAGCACCAACAACACCAACAGAAUCAGCAGAACCAACACCAACAGCAACAGAACCAGAUGAUGCACGACCGACAGAGGGAGAUCAGAGAGCAUCAGAGCCAUCAUAUGCCGCAUCCGCAACAGUUGCAAAGCGCCGCUAGUCAAGAGAACGACCGACGGACUUACGCCGCCUACACCGCCGCCGGCAAGCAUCGCCCGCCGCCGCAAACGCAUUACGUAGAGAAGAAAGACAGUCGUCCAAACAGCGCGAGCAGUGCGGGCGCGCCGCACCCCCCGGCCCCCGCGCCCGCGCCCCCCGCGGCCCCCGAGCCGCGAAGAGACAGCCGGGUUGAGGGCACGUUGACUGCGGCGUCGCUGAUCGAUGCUAUUAUCACGCAUCAGAUCAGCCAGACGUCUACGGAUACUAGGUUCCCGCCAAUGAGCCGCGAGUGCGACAACGGCGCCCCCCCACCCCCCUCUGACCGGCCCGAGCGGCCGCCGCCAGAGCGCGACGAGCUUCUCCCACAGCACACCACCAGCAUCAAGCUGGGCGACCUGGCGUCCAACAUCAUCACCAGGGACUUCUGCAGUCCUACGCACGCCUCGCUUAUACAGCAUAACAACCGUCGCCCGCUGGCGUCGGAGAAGCUGUUCCCGCACGGCGAGGCCAAGCACGCGCCCUAUCUGGAGCCCGUGUCGCCGCCCGACAACCACCAUAGCAACAGAAACAGCAGUUCGAGCUCAAACCGCGGGCGCUACGGCGGUGGCGGCGCGGGCGCGGGCGGCGGGCUCAUCGACUCCGCCUACCACUACGUCACCACUCGCAUCGUGGAAGUCAUGCGAGGCGAUGAUGAAAGACAUCUAGCGCCAGAUCCGCUGCCCGCCAAUACUUAUGCGUACCCGUACUCAGCGUUGAAUGUUUCCGCGCCCACGCAGAAUAGCGUCGUCGCUAUUGAUGGAGGUUCAAGCAACAGCGGUCACGCGCCCGCGCCGCCGCCGCCCGUCGCGCCCGAACCCGCGCCCCUAAUGUCUGCACAGUACGAAUCAGUUUCCGACGAGGACUGACGCCGCCCGACGCCGCGCCAGCUACCCGCCUAGCGCUGCCCCGUCAUCCGCCGCCGCCCGCUCAGCUGACCGGGGACGAGCGAAUGCACACCCUAAACUAUACCACGUACGGCACAUUGUCGAAUGGACAAAGACUUGUUAUUGUUGCACUUUGAGUUGAUUAGUUGUACCUCUGGCGUUAAGAUAUUUGGAAGUUACGCCGGAGUAGAAGUGAUCGAUGCAGGUGGAAGAAACGGAUUAUUGACAAAGACCUGAUCGGGUCUAGGACAGAGUUUGAGGAUCUAAGAGAUAUAUUCAGUAUUGAAGCUGAGUUGUCUCGACAUUGCCCGAGGAUCCCAAACUAAACAAAUGAACGUGAAAGAGAAUGAGUAGAUGUAAGGUCCAACCAUAGAUUAGCCUGACGAGAUCUGGUUGUUGCACUUAAAUACUUGGAUGUAUAAUGUAUAGUUUAUUAUAAGUCGGAUACUGUGGAAAUUACCCGGAUAAUUUAAAAUAAAGAAAACAAACAACAGGGUGCAUUUUAAAGGAUCUCAAAUGGAGACGUCUGCAUCUGUGAUUUUACCUUUAAAAUUGUAAAUUGAAUAAUAAUAUUAAAUGAACAUUGUAAUUCUGGAAGUGACUAAAUCAAACAGGGAAUGUGGUGUCUAUAGACUAGCGGCGACGUGAUGUGAAGCUUUAAGUGUUGACUGAGUGACUACAGACAGUGCAGUGCAGUGAAGUGACACACGCAUAGACACCCGCCGAACUACAACUGCGUGUGGGAGGAAUCUGCCCAUUCUAGGGACUAAUUGUAAUAUAAUAACUUGGUAAAACAAUCGAAAGAUUGCAGCAAUCGAUACGCUUACUACAGAUGUUAACACGUUUUUAUCUGGUAAUAUUGUUAUCGAAAUUUCUUUCAUCAUGUAAAAUUAUUAGAAAGUUUUUGAUGUAUUUUUUUAAAUAUACUUAGGUACAAAAUUUGAAGUUUAAUAUUGUCUACUGUUUCUUUAAUCACUUACCAUAAUUUCACACUAGUACGACUGCGGACUGUUCCAAUGCAAAAGGUCGGUGCAUGAAUCGAUUAAACGAAAAAUGGAACAGUAUUUUUUCUUUAACAAGUGGCUAAUUAAUGCGUCUUAUAAAGAGAAAGAUAUCCAGUCUUCCAGGCCACCCCCCACGACUAUAGGUUAGCUCCGUUACUUCGUCCAAUACGUAGCUAUUAUUAAGUGAUUAUGUAAAUUGUGUAAAAUAAUUUAUCGUUUGUUGAAUGUAUUCUUUUGGCCAACCUCUCGCGUCUACCUUUUGUACUAAAUAUACAGUGUUAACUGGGAAGUUGAAUAAUGCUGUAAAUAUUGUAAUAACGUUCGCUUAUUGGCGAGAGGUGGCCCCGACUAGUGACGACCCGCAGAUUCCUCAAGCAACCUUUGUCCCCAACCCUCUAUAGAGUUGUAACAUAGACCUUACUCGCAACGUAUAAGACUUGAAUUUGUGAUUCGGACUUCGCUGCCGCCCCGCGUCGGUAGUAUCGCGUAGUAUGUCGUUGUGUUGUUACUGUAUAUAGCCAUUCAUUACGUUUAUGUAUAGUUUGUGUACGUCCGCCGCACCGAAGUCCGACCAGAUUUACGAUAACCGACUUGAACUGUUUCGCGAAAUGUAAUACCUUAUAAUAAAGACUAUAUAAAUAGUGUACACAUGGUUAUCGGAAUAUUCGUAAAAUGGUAAAUUAUACAUAAUAUGUAUGUAAAAAUGUAUCGUUAAUGUAUACAUACAUUUGUGCAUUUGUAAUUAAUUAUACAGUUUAGUUAAGACUUACAAUAGAGAUUUCUUUUUUUAGUUAGCUCGGCCGCCGUGGCCGCUUAUAAAUACUGACCGUGUGGGUGAUGAGUGAUGAGUGAGUGAGGAGUGAGUGAGUGAGCGCGUGAGUGAGCGAGUGAGUGUUCAUUCGCCGCGAGCGGAUGCGGGGCCGGCCGCCGCCUCGCGUCUACACACAAAUGGUGCAUUUUUUCAUAGUGUGAUGUGUUAAAUUGAGCCGCAACUAUUCAGAAGGCUUCACCCGCCUCGAGCCGAAUCCUGCGGUUGUUUGUAUAAUGUAAAUGUUUCGCAUAUUGUGUAAAAACGACUGAUUAAAGUUUACUUUUGAGUGAGUAUGAAGAGCCGCGCGGCGCCGGCCGGCCCCUACUCUCCACAUUGUGAUUUCUUUAUAAAAUUGUAAUAUUAAUGUAAUGUAAGUAGCCGAAAGAAAAGAUAAAGAUAAUCCUUGUAAGUCCAAUCAUAAGCGAAAACAAAGUUUUGGGAGGACAAAUCAAUAAAUAAGAUGCAAAUCUA
Molecule: messenger RNA, 7840 nt
Organism: Plutella xylostella (diamondback moth)
Lineage: Eukaryota; Metazoa; Arthropoda; Insecta; Lepidoptera; Plutellidae
Gene: Smr
Product: nuclear receptor corepressor smrter
Biological process (GO): regulation of transcription by RNA polymerase II
Cellular component (GO): chromatin
Source: RefSeq, a predicted model, not a curated record